Molecule: messenger RNA, 1617 nt
Organism: Fulvia fulva
Lineage: Eukaryota; Fungi; Ascomycota; Dothideomycetes; Mycosphaerellales; Mycosphaerellaceae
Product: Cytochrome P450 monooxygenase claM
Exons: 3
Coding region: 1-1617 (538 amino acids)
Biological process (GO): sterol metabolic process
Molecular function (GO): iron ion binding; oxidoreductase activity, acting on paired donors, with incorporation or reduction of molecular oxygen; monooxygenase activity
Source: RefSeq, a predicted model, not a curated record
AUGAAUUCAACAGCGGCCAACGUGAAGCCUGAGCCGGGUCUGUACGGUCCAGAUGCAGCAGCGUCUCCUGCUAUUGCACGAUAUCUGAUUCAAGGCCCAUCACCACUAUCGAUUGGCCUUGUUGUUUUGAUCGGCGCCAUUUCCAGCUUCCUAUUGCAGCAAUUCCUCAAGCCAGCUGUUAAUCCACUAUCGCCAAAGUUCACCUCCAACACUUGGCCAUGGCUAGGCUCUCUGGGCAUGAUGAUCGGACACUGGACCUUCUGGAAAUCCUGUAUCAAGGAGUCUAAGACUGGACAAUUCAGCUUUUGGCUUGGCAGGACGCAUGUGGUUGGCCUCUCUGGUCCAGACGCACGCAAGAUGUUCUUCGAGCACCCAGCUUUGGAUCUCCACAAGGCCACGGAUCUUACGCCUUUGGGUGUGAACUUCUGGCCCAUCCACGCCAUCUUUACGCCGCGAGAUGAGAAGUUUCAGAAGAGCACUUACUGGCUCAGGACAUUGACGCACCUCAUGAAGACGCCCAACAUGGAGCGUUGCCUGCCCGGCGUUAUCCAGGAUGCUCGCACAGGCCUUGAGGCUCUUAAGCGAGACACACCUUCUGGCAUUAUCAACACGCCGAAAGUAUGGCCCGUUGUCUUCAAGCAAACCGCUCGCGUGUUCAUGGCCGACGAUGUCACUGAUGACCCAAAGUUGUGGGCGACAACACUGGGAGCUAUUGAUACCAUUCUGCAUACCUUCAGUCCAUUCAACACCCUGCUUCCGUGGAUUCCAGAGCCGAGCAUGAUACGACGUCGCAUGGCUCGACGCGCACUUCUGCGUGUAUCAAGAGGCAUCGUGCGCGACCGACAUGCGUCACCCAAGAGCGCCAGUAAGAAUGAUGCAGUACAGUCGCUCAUCAACCUUGGCGAUCCCGAUGACAACAUCUCCGAAUUCAUGAUCAACGCUGCCUUCGUGGGAGUGGUGAAUGCUCAUGUCAUAUUCCCGCAGCUGCUCAACGCUCUAGCCGUCCACCUUGACUGGCAGGACAAGGUCUACAAGGAAGUCACAGAGGUAGCGGACCAGCAUUGCAAAGAGCAGUGCCUGCCACUGGUAGACAAGCUUUUCCAUAUCCCGUUGUCAGCCUGGGAGAAUUCUUUCCCAAACGCUGCCCUCAUGAUGGAGGAAAUCAGCCGUAUCUGGACUUGCUUCCCGACCGCCCGCUUCAACACUCUAUAUGAAUCGAUCCCAAUCCCAGGAACGAGCGAAGUCAUCCCAGCACGAACUCAUGCCAUCUACAACUCUACUGAGAUCCAUUUUAACCCCAAGCUCUACGACAGACCUGCUUCAUUCCGGCCUGACCGUUUCGCGCCUGAGUCGCAGAAGACUUGGGAUAAAGAACCACAUGGAUUGAACACGUGGGGUACUGGACAACGACUGUGCUCGGGAAUGCGCUGGGCAAAGCUGCAACAGAACAUCUUGAUGGCGGUUGCUCUAUCUCUGUACAGAUUGGAGAAGUGCGACAAGGAUGGAAAGCCAGACCCAUCGGCAUACGAAAAGCAACAAGCCAUGGACGGCGAUCUCGACGAGGAGGUGGCUUUUGUGCUUCCAGAAUGUUUCGUCAAGCUCAUUCCAAGGGAGUGA